GCGCGCCCGGCCCGCCCUCUUCCGCUGCCGCCGUGGGAAUGGAAACAUCUAGCCCACGUGCCGGAAGCCAGCUGGCGCUAGCAGCGACGCACUACUCCACGUCCUGCCGCGCGGAUCUUCUGCGGAUGUCCUCGCGAGACGAACUAGCCGAAAUGGCCGCGUCCAGUCAAGGAAACUUUGAGGGAAAUUUUGAGCCAUUGGACCUUGCAGAAUUUGCUAAAAAGCAACCAUGGUGGCGCAAGCUGUUCGGGCAGGAAUCUGGGCCGUCAGUCGAAAAGUAUAGUGUGGCUACUCAGCUGUUAAUUGGUGGUGUCACUGGAUGGUGCACUGGCUUCAUAUUCCAGAAGGUUGGAAAGUUGGCUGCAACAGCUGUGGGAGGUGGAUUUUUUCUCCUUCAGCUUGCAAACCAUACUGGGUACAUCAAAGUUGACUGGCAACGUGUAGAGAAGGACAUGAAAAAAGCAAAAGAACAGUUGAAGAUUCGUAAGAGCAAUCAAAUACCAACUGAGGUCAAGAGCAAAGCUGAGGAGAUUGUGUCAUUUGUGAAGAAGAAUGUUCUAGUGACUGGAGGAUUUUUUGGAGGCUUUCUCCUCGGCAUGGCAUCCUAAGGAGUACAAGUUUACUUCCAUAGUUCUGGUUUCUUCCAGCCAGCAGCCUCUACACUCCAUCAUAGGACACUGAGUCUGUCCGCUUCCUCCUCUUCUCCUGUGCCUUCCUCCCUGAUAUGGCAAAUCUGAAUGGCUUCCAUAGGCAUCUGGUGGUACAAGUUAAUACAAGCCCUACAUGAGCUUGUCAGUAAUGGAAGAGACAGUAGACAUUAGCUCUGCUUUUAGUACACUCCUCAUUUGGCCAGUCUGUAGGUCAGAUGUUCCUUUUCCCUUCAUGUAAAAUUCUUACCAGAACACAUUGCAAGAUGGUUCACUGUGGAAGAUAAUUGGAUCCUCAAAGGUUAUCCCAAAUUCUUGUUUUGGAAAAAGAAGCACAUAGUUACAUUAUGUGCUGCAUGGAAAGGAACUGAAUACAUUUGCUGUUAAGCAUGAAAGAUUGUGGUAUCUUCUUGUGUACUUUCUUUUUUAGUUAGUUUUUAGAUUACAGAAAGAGAGCUCUUUAUACUUACUGUAAUUAUCCUAACAAAAAUCACAACAUAAGUGAAAAAAUCUGAAUAUGAAAUGAACUUGCUAAAGAUACCUGAUGUGCUGAAGUAUUGUGUUUGGUAGGAAGAUCAUUAGGCUAUUCCCAGGUGAUUUAGGUAAGAGAAGGAAAAGAAGCUCUUGGAUUUUUAUUUCAUAGCAAAGAACUUAUGCUUUGAAAUGUGAAGUAUUCUUCAUGUCUGUCAAAAUAUUAGGGGCAGCUUUAGAUCCUCUUUGGCAAAUCUGUUUCUUUAUCCAGUUAGUAUAAAACACAGCAUUUAAACCAGAAUUUUAAAGAGGUAGAAUUCCAGGAAUUCAGAAUUGAGAAAGAUAAUGAUAGCACAUGUGACAUAAAUUAUUUCCAUCAAGUGCAAUCUUCUGUCUCAUGGUGACCUCUAAUUCUUUAAAAUAAAAGCUUAUGUGCAACACACACACACAGAAUCUUAACACAUUCUGCUAUAAUGAUAACCUGUUACCAUAAUCUGCAGUCUCAACUACAAUAUGCAGCCCCAACAGGCCCUCAUACUUAGUUCUGAGUAUUUAUUGUAUAUAUGAAUAAUGACCUUGUAUAAAGAAAACUCAACCAUUAAAGGUUAGUUUUACUCAAACUUCAUUCUUAAACUUGUAGAUGGUCCCAUGUGAAAUAUAGUGUAUUUCUAAGGUCAAAUUUUUAAAAUUCUUGCCUUUUAACCUAUAUUGAGAAUGAUAUAUUGAAUUUGAAAAUUGAAACUACCAGUGGAUGUAUAGAACUUUAUAGAGUUUUCCUAUUUGCAUUUCCUCGUUACCAUUUGCAUUUCCUCAGUACUAUUCAAGUUAUUUUCCUUACAAUACAUAUGAAUUAUCCCAAAAUCAUAAUAGUAUAAGCCUGGGACAUGUUUCCAACAAGAACUUAAUAGGUUUUUUUUAUGGAAAGUUCAAACAUAUUGAAGUAGAAAAUAUAGUACAACAGCUUCCCCCAAGUAGCUGUCAACUCACAUAUAGCAAUCAUAAAAUUAUAGCUAUACUUACUUUAUUGAUUAUUGUGAAACAACUUCCAGAGUCAGUUUAUUGAAUUUUAAUAUGUAUUUACUGCAAAAAGGUAAGUACCCUUAAAAAUCACAAAUCAUACCAAAAAUUCACAAUAAUUCUUUAAUAUCAAAUACCUAACCUGUGUUUUGCAUUUAGUUUGAAUCAAAAUCCAUACAGUCUGCCUUGCAUUUUUUAUACUUCCCUGCCUUCACAAAGAAUCUUUGCUUUCCUCACCAGUAAUCACAGGGAAAAUAGAUGGCCCAGGAGAGGCAUUGAAUGACCACUUUCCUGCACAUACAACUCAAAGGGGGCGCUUUGGUUAGCUUCUGCUGCCACCAUUCAUUGGUGUGGGUAAGUUACAGAUAGAGCUACACAGCUAAAGCCAUGAGUGGUGAGAGACAGCAACACUUAUGACUCCAAAAUUUCCAGUCCUUAAAGCUCUGUAUUCUCAUUACUCAGGGGACCCCCAGCAGCCCCUUUGUCAUUCUGAUUAUACGACUGCUCCAUCCAAAUGUGUCCUUGUUUGCCCCACUCACCACUCAGCCUUCUAAUUUCAUAACAGGGCAGGGGUUUCUUGACUCCCCACCUGUUCCACCACUUGGGUGAAAGCCCUUGCUGCUGGAUCUGGGCACUUACUGUUUGUAGAAUUCUGGAAAAAGACCAAAUGAGAUCUGGAGGAUAGGAUCCUAAGAGGAAUAAUGAAUGCUUACAUAGUUCUAACAUGCUCUUAGGGUGGGUGCUUGUGGUUUCUUUUCUUGUGUGGUUCACUGUUAAUGAACAUCUUCUCCAUCUUUUUGUUUGAUGUUUGCCAGAGAUACGGGCAUUACUAAUGGUGGAGCUCUUAUUUGAAAUCUCUGCUUUUGUACAGUUUGUGAAAAUACCAUAAAUCUCUGCUUGAAAAAAAAGUUAUAGGGAUACAUUUGAAGUUUCUGAGUACCAUCAGUGUUUGGAAUGAUCUGUUUAAUCUGUGAGAAAACUCUUCUAGCCACACCUGUAGGAAAGUUAGACCGCUGCACUCUCUACUCUCUCCACCAAAUAAUCAGCUUCAUUUCUCCAUUGUGACAUGCAACAUGACUUCUUGGAAAUCAGAGCAACAACUAAAAAAUGUUCUGUGCUCAACUAAUCACUUAUACACGGUUGGGGUGUGAACUCUUGGAACAGGGUAAAAAAGCUAUUUUAGGCCUUAACUUGAUUUCCCAGAAAUCAUAGUGUGGCUUAUAUCUGUGAUGGAUUUAUUAUUCUUAAGGGAUCAUGAAUUUUAAGAAAAGUGUUUUUCUGGACUUUUUCCCUAUUUUUUUUUUUGACAGGGUUUCCCUUUGUAGCUCAGGCUGGCCUCAAUCUCCAGAUCCUCCUGACACUAGAACAAGAAUGUGUUCAAACCCAGGGAGGUUCCCAGAGGGCAUGAACCUCAACCCAGAGUGCCAAGUUUGUGACAUGGGAUGCUAUGUUUGUGGCCGAAAUGCCAACCAAGUUUGUGAUAUUGUCACAGAAGAAUUUAAGGACGAGUCUAGUUAGGUGAGAAGUUUAUUGAAGUUUUACUUAGCAAAAUAUGAAAACAAGGAACAAAGCACAUCCCAAUCAGCUGGAGAUGUGGGCACAUGAGAAUUGGGUGUUAAGUUCUUUGUGUAAGGCACAUUUAUAAAGCUCAAGUCAGUCUAAGGGAGUUUAGCUUUUAACUUUCCUCCAAAUAAGCAUACUCUUUAUGCUCAGCAUGUGGUACUACUCAAAACAUUUUCCUGUUGUAAAAUUUUGACAUUAUCACCUAAGCAUGAAGAUAGUGAUCCUAGGGUGACCUUACUAAUAAGGGUGUUUAUGACAUGGGUGUCUGUUUCUUAUGGCUUUUAUUGGCACUUUUGAUUAAAUGUCAAGCAUCUUUAGGUCUUAAAUAUAUCACUCAUCUGGGGCAAGGUCAGAGAAACUAUAUCAUAUAUUCCACUUAACAAAGAAAAAGAAAUGUAUGCAAUCUUUAUUUACAAUGUUUAAUUUUAUAGUCAUAACAACCUCCUCUGAUUGUAUCUUAUGUUUGGAAAUAAUAAAUUUGAGAUUCCCAUCACCAAGUCUCCUCAAUUGACAUAUGUAAUACAUGUUUGAGGAUCUGCCAGGUUCUUUCUUUUAAAAGAUGUUUACUUAGGGCAGAUAAACCCAUUGUUAGAAGACAGUCUUCUUUAACAAGGCCCCCCUUUAGUCCAAGGAUGAGCUUUACCAGAUGUUUUUCUUGAGAUAUUUACCCAGAAUGUACUUAUCUAGAGCUCCAGGAAAAUUAUUAGUGCAAGGUUAAAGCAUGGUCAGCUUCAAUAGCCUGAUAGGGAGUGAGAGAUUUCAAGUUACCUAUUAGUACAGUGUUGAGUCUUAACUCCUGGAUCUUAGCUUACUUUGUAUGUUUUUUUUCAUGCCUUGAAGUUUAAUUUGCUUUUGUUCUCAUGUCUCAGUGUUCUUAAUUUAGCCUGCCUCACUCCUGCCUUAGCCUCCCAAGUGCUGGGAUUACAGGCAUGCAACACCAUGUCCUGGUAGAAAAGUAUUUUUCUAAAGAAAAGUAUUGUACUUUUUUCACAUUUUCAACUUGCCACAACUGUCUACCUUUUUCAGUAUUAAAAUGUUAAGAAAUAACAUAAUUACUGGGAGCAGUGGUUCUCAUCCUUGCUUGUACAUGGGAAUGACAUAUGGCAUCCUAAAUACUGAUGUGUGGGGUAGCCUGAAGUUUCAAAAUGUCUCAAAAUGCUAAUGAGCAAUCAAGACAGAACCAUUGAAGUACAGAGUUGGAAGUGGUCCUAAUUAUAGUUCUGCUGUUAACAAGUGACUACUUAACAGGACUUUACAGUCUUUAUUAUUUUUUUUUGUCAGUACUAGGGCUUGAACUCAGGGCCUCCGCUUGCUAGGCAGGCACUCUACAACUUGAGGCACUCUGCCAGCCCUAU
Molecule: messenger RNA, 5053 nt
Organism: Castor canadensis (American beaver)
Lineage: Eukaryota; Metazoa; Chordata; Mammalia; Rodentia; Castoridae
Gene: Fundc2
Product: FUN14 domain containing 2
Biological process (GO): autophagy of mitochondrion
Cellular component (GO): mitochondrial outer membrane
Source: RefSeq, a predicted model, not a curated record